Messenger RNA from Danaus chrysippus (African queen), 1617 nucleotides. The record is from the annotation of a GenBank genome assembly. Lineage: Eukaryota; Metazoa; Arthropoda; Insecta; Lepidoptera; Nymphalidae.
AUGACUACAACCUCAAACCUAACGGUGGCUUCGCCGAAUAUAAAAUAUACCGACGAUUAUAUAUUUUCCCAGUAUGAAUAUCAGGAAACUCUUGUUAAUACGGUGGAUAACAAGUUAGUGGCAAAGCCCUACAGUACAUCACUAUCAAUUCGAACUGAUCGAAGAGUGGGAAAAGUUGGUGUUAUGUUGGUGGGUUGGGGCGGCAACAAUGGAUCAACAUUCACAGCUGCCGUUAUUGCUAACAGAGAGAAGCUGACUUGGAACACCAAAGAUGGAGAGAUGGAUUCUAAUUGGUAUGGUUCUAUAACUCAAGCAUCCACAGUUCGUCUCGGUAUUGAUGAGAGGGGUAUGGACGUGUAUGUUCCUAUGUCACAGUUGCUGCCAAUGGUCGAUCCUAAUGAUUUGGUUAUAGAUGGAUGGGAUAUAAGUCCCAUGAAUCUAGCAGACGCCAUGGUGCGCGCCAAGGUCAUAGACUACGACCUGCAGCAGAAGCUGCGCAAGAAGAUGCAGCACAUGAAACCCCGACCAGCUAUAUACGAUCCGGAUUUCAUAGCUGCCAACCAGGCUGAUCGUGCAUUAAACCUCAUCCGCGGCACUCGUCACGAACAGUACCUUCAGAUAAGGGCUGACAUCAAAGACUUCAGAAGCAAGAACAAGUUGGAUAAAGUCAUUGUGUUGUGGACAGCGAACACUGAAAGAUUCUGUGAAGUAACUCCAGGUGUUCAUGAUACGGCUGAGAACUUGGAGAAGGCUUUACAGCAGAAUGUAUCCGAGGUGUCUCCUUCAACUAUCUUCGCUAUGGCAGCUGUCGAUGAAGGGUGCUGCUACAUCAACGGCUCGCCCCAGAACACGUUGGUCCCUGGGUUAGUAGAACUCGCUGAGCGGCGCGGGGUCUUCGUGGCUGGUGAUGACUUCAAGUCCGGACAAACCAAGCUCAAAUCAGUGCUGGUAGACUUCCUGGUCACAGCCGGUCUGAAACCUGUAUCCAUAGUGAGCUACAAUCAUCUAGGUAACAACGACGGAAAGAACCUCUCCGCUCCCAAACAGUUCCGCUCUAAAGAGAUCACCAAGAGCAACGUGGUGGACGACAUGGUGGAGGCGAACCGUCUGCUGUACGCGGAGGGGGAGAAGCCCGACCACGUGGUCGUUAUUAAAUACGUGCCGUAUGUGGGUGACUCCAAGCGCGCCAUGGAUGAAUACACGUCUAAGAUCUUGCUGCACGGAACCAAUACUAUCGCUGUACAUAAUACGUGCGAGGACUCUCUACUGGCCACGCCGCUUAUACUGGACCUGGUGCUGUUAGCGGAGCUGUUUACACGGGUCAGCUUCAGGAGGGAUGAGGCUGAAGAGUGGAGCCCCAUGCACGCGGUUCUCUCCCCGCUGGCGUACUUAUUGAAGGCGCCACUAGUGCCGGCCGGCGCGCCCGUAGUCAACGCCUUGUUCAAACAGCGAGCCAACAUAGAGAACCUACUGCGAGCUUGUCUGUCCCUACCACCCAUACAUCACUUGCAACUAGAACACAAGGUACCGUUCUUGAUGAAGGAUCUUCGUUCAGGCGCCAUGUUCGAGUCGCCGCCCAAGAAACAGAAGAUUUCCCACCAGAACGGAGAUCACUGA